Molecule: messenger RNA, 14446 nt
Organism: Lucilia cuprina (Australian sheep blowfly)
Lineage: Eukaryota; Metazoa; Arthropoda; Insecta; Diptera; Calliphoridae
Gene: mask
Product: ankyrin repeat and KH domain-containing protein mask
Exons: 16
Coding region: 31-13989 (4652 amino acids)
Biological process (GO): innate immune response
Cellular component (GO): cytoplasm
Molecular function (GO): protein binding; RNA binding
Source: RefSeq, a predicted model, not a curated record
ACAAAAGCAAAAAUUACGAAAUUGUAGAAAAUGAAUAAAGAUGAUCAAAAUCAAAAUUUGAAUAAAGCAACGUCACGGACAAAUUCAAAAAAUUACAAUACACCAGCAGUAACAACAACAACUACAGUGGCAGCAGUAGAGUCAUCAAAACAAUCGCAAAAAACAAACUCAAAAAAUAAGAAAAAUCAUACCAAUAACAACAAUAAUAACAAUAGUUUAAAGUUAGCCGCAGCUACUACAGUAGCUGCCACAAUUUCCACCAUUGCAACUAAUAAUAAUCAACAAACUCAAAAUCCUGCUGCUGUUACUGGUAGCAGCAAUAAAAAGUCCUCGAAACAGGGCAAUGCCACAGCAGGACGUCAAAACAAUUCCUCUGCCACCGCCUUCUCUACUACAUCAUUAUCUUCCUCAUCUGCCUCCACCUCAAACACCUCAGAUACACCAACAAUAACGACAUCGUUAUCAACUACCGAAGAUUUAGAUAACGGUGCCAGCUGUAUUGCAAGUGCUGCUGCUGCCACCAACUUUGCUAAUUCAUCUAGGUUGAAAAAUACCAAUACUAACAACAACAGCAAUACCAACACCAACCAAAAUAACUCAAAAAUUAAAUUAAAAGUUAACAACAAUAACAGUAACAUCAAUAAUUCCUCCAACAAUACUACGACCAAUACCCCACUAAAUCAGGCCUCCACUUCUGCUUCAACCUCCGCAGUUUACACUGCCAAUGGCAAUAAAAUGCCAAAAAAUUCAGCAGCAGCAGCAACAUCAACAACCACCAUCGCUUCAACAACAUUAGCCACAACAGUAUCAAUAGCAUCUAGCAUGCCAUCGGCAGUUGGUGGCAGUGGUGUAGAUAUUGAUAUGGCAGCCUUAAAUACAGUUCCCCUACCAUCAACGGCUAUUACGUCAACGGCCACUGGUACUGUGCCCACAAUUACCUCAAGUAAAUCGGCAACAAAUGCAAAUGCUAGUGUUGGCGGUAUAUCUUCUGCGAAAUCGAAGAAAUCAUCCUCAACAGCUGCCGCCGCUGCUGCUGCUGCGCUUGCUCUUCAACAGCAGGCUGCAGCGGUGUCUUCGGGCAAAUCUGCGUUAUCAUCUGCUUCUGCUAAAUCUGGGUCAUCUUCUAAAGAUGCCCAUUUAAAGUUCACCUCCGCAUUACCACUGUUGGUGGGUUCAGCGGCUGCUGCUGCUGCCGCAGCCAAAGGUGCCGGUGCCUCUUCUAGUGCUGGUGCACAAGCAGCAGCCGCUGCUGCUACCGCCCUCAAAAUAAAACUUAAAAGUGCUGCUGCCGCAUCAUCGGUUGUAGCUGCCAGUAAUUCCCGCUCAAACUCAACGUCGACAUCCUCGAAUUCAUCCUCAUUGUCGUCAUCCGUUGGAAUUGUAAAUGCAAUUUCAAAUGCCCUGCAAAACAUCAUUACCAGCGAUAAUUCCGAUACGGAUACGGAACUUUAUCCGCCGCCAGUAACGGAUCUAUCCGAAUCCGAUGAGGAAUCUGUUUCAGAGAUCCUUUUGGCAUGCUUGUGUCUAAGGCCAGAUUUAUUGGAUGAUAUACCAGAAUCUGAUCCGGAUUCUUGUGGUCAUGAUGCCGAAGGUCAUGAAGAAGAAGAUGAUGGUGACGACGAGGACGAAGAUGAAGACGAAGAAGAUGAGGAGGACGAUGAUGAUGAGAAUGAAGAUGACGAUGAUGAUGACGACGAUGAUGAAGAGGACGAAGAGGAAGAAAUCGACGAUGACGAUGAUGAUGAAGAAAUUCAAGAUCCUAAUGAGGUCAGUGGUGAUUUCUUGCUCGACACCAAUAACGAUCGUAGUAAUCGAAAUCUUAAUGCCCUCUUUGAAGCUGCUGCCAACGAAAAAGCACCUGUUUUACGUCAUGCCACCCAUGCCAUCGAUGAGACUAAACAGGCCCUAACAAAAAUGCGUGGUGCUAGCAGUGAUAAAACCAUGUUCUCUCGUACUCUAAUUGCUGCCUGCAACGAUAACGAUGUUAAUACAGUGCGAAGUCUGUUGGGUAAGGGAAAUGUUAACAUUAACGAAUCUACAGAUGACGGUGAAUCCUUGCUUUCUAUGGCAUGCUCAGCCGGUUACUAUGAAUUGGCACAGGUUCUCUUAGCCAUGUCUGCAGCUCAAGUAGAAGACAAGGGCCAGAAAGAUUGUACUCCUUUAAUGGAGGCAGCUUCUGCUGGUCAUUUGGAGAUAGUUAAACUUUUACUAAGUCAUAAUGCAGAUGUAAAUGCUCAUUGUGCCACCGGUAAUACCCCGCUAAUGUUUGCCUGUGCUGGUGGUCAUGUUGAGGUGGUUAAAGAACUGCUGAAGCAUGGUGCCAAUGUUGAGGAACAAAACGAAAAUGGUCAUACACCUUUAAUGGAAGCCGCUUCAGCUGGUCAUGUUGAAGUUGCCAAGGUUUUGUUGGAACAUGGUGCCGGUAUUAAUACCCAUUCAAAUGAAUUCAAGGAAAGUGCUUUAACGUUGGCCUGCUACAAGGGUCAUUUGAAUAUGGUACGUUUCCUUUUGCAAGCUGGCGCUGAUCAAGAACAUAAAACCGACGAAAUGCAUACUGCCCUAAUGGAGGCUUCAAUGGAUGGUCAUGUAGAAGUGGCCAGACUACUAUUGGAUUCAGGAGCUCAAGUUAAUAUGCCUACCGAUUCAUUUGAAUCUCCUUUAACUUUGGCGGCCUGUGGUGGACACGUGGAAUUGGCUACAUUGUUAAUUGAACGUGGUGCCAAUAUCGAAGAGGUUAACGAUGAAGGCUAUACCCCACUAAUGGAAGCUGCCCGAGAGGGCCAUGAAGAAAUGGUGGCACUAUUGCUGAGUAAGGGGGCCAACAUUAAUGCCACUACCGAAGAAACACAAGAAACGGCUCUGACUUUGGCUUGCUGUGGUGGUUUUAGUGAAGUGGCGGAAUAUUUGAUUAAGCAUGGAGCUAAUUUAGAACUAGGAGCUUCUACGCCUCUUAUGGAAGCGGCUCAGGAAGGACACACCGAUUUGGUACGUUUUCUGUUGGAAAACAAGGCCAACGUACAUGCCGAAACUCAAACGGGGGAUACAGCUUUAACGCAUGCCUGCGAAAAUGGACAUACCGAUGCUGCUGAAGUUCUAUUAAGCUAUGGAGCUGAAUUGGAACAUGAGUCGGAAGGAGGUCGUACCCCGCUAAUGAAAGCCUGUCGUGCUGGUCACUUGUGUACCGUCAAGUUUCUUAUUUCUAAAGGAGCUGAUGUCAAUAAGCAGACCAGCAGUAAUGACCAUACGCCACUCUCCUUGGCUUGUGCCGGUGGUCAUCAGGCAGUUGUUGAAUAUCUUUUGAAAAUUGGGGCAGAUCCAUUCCACAAACUAAAAGAUAACAGCACCAUGCUUAUCGAAGCGGCUAAAGGUGGUCAUACCCGUGUCGUUGAAUUGCUGUUCAAAUAUCCGCACUUGAUACAAAAUCAUCAAAAUGAACUUCAAUCGGCUGCUGCAGCAGCGGCCGCAGCUGCUGCUGUGGGUAUAAAUAAUACCACUGCCUCGAGUGCUGCUGCCAAUCAAUUACAUUUGAUUAAUUUGCAACAGCAAAAGCAACUCCAACAACAGCAAAAACAAUUGCAGCAACAGUUACAAUUGCAGUUGCAACAGUUGAGUGCUCCUCCUGGUUUGCAUGAAGUUUCCGAAGCUGCGCGAGCAAACAACCAACAAAUUUUCCAUCAUCAGCAAUAUACCACCAAUAAUAACGCUUUAGCAGGAGCCACAAACGAGUAUUUGGAAGAACAAUUGCAACUGCAAGCUCCAAACGCCAAUACCACAGAAGCUGGCUCCAAUCAAGUGGUGGCCUGUAAUGAGGAAUACGCUGCCAUUGAUAUCAAUUCGUUGAGUGCUCAACAACAGGAGGCAUUAAUUGCUAAAUCAAGACUUUUCCAUUUACAAGCUGGUUUUGGUAAUGUUGGUGGUGGCGGUACAGCAGGUGUUAUUGCCAACAACAAUGAACAAGUCGCCGCUAACCUUAACAAUCAACAACAACAGCAGCAGCAGCAACAGCAGCUACAGCAACGUAAACAUUUUGAUUUAGAUAUGUCACAUAUAAUGCCUCUCACGCCACCGCAAAAGCAACCUCCAGCCCCUCCUGUUUUGCAAGCGCAGCAGCCGUCAUCACAAUCAACAUCACAGCCGCUACAACAACAAGCUCCGCAACAACAGCCGCAACAGCAGCAGCAAAUUAAGCUUAAGGGCAAUCAGCGUAAAAGUCGUCAACAACCACCACAACCAUUUGAAGUUAGUAUAACAAACACUGCCAAUGCCAGCAACAACAGUAACAAUACGAACAAUGAACAGCAGCAACAACAACAAAUGCAAGAUAUUGAACGUUCUCAGCCUUUGGGUGACGAUGGAUUGGGUAAUAAGACACAACAACAGUCGACAACACAGCAGCAGCAGCAACAACAACAGCUACAAUUUUCCUGCUUUAAUGAUGAUUCACGUUUUAUAAGACGUCGAGUUCUAAGGCAGGAUUUCAAUAAGCUGUCUAAUGAUCAGAAAAAUAUUCCUGCUACUCUGUUGCCUGCCUCGUAUUUGGAUAUGACUGGAGGCAAUGUUAAUAAUCAGAAUCAAAAUGUUGGUGAUGGAGCAGAUGCUUUAACUUUGAAUCAAAAUCUGUUGGCAGUUGCUCCUGCCAUGGGUGAUGGUUCGGAAAUGCAGCCAGUAAUAAUAGCAAGCCCAGAACCUCUUAAUUUUGCACCGAAUCAGGCGCUGAUGAUGCAAGAACUUUUCGAUCCUAAUAAUCCACAGACUCCACUAACAUUGGCAACCACUCUACCACAAGGAACACAAUUUGUUUUGGGUCCGGCACCACCACCUCAGCAACAACAACAGUUGCAGCAGACUCAGUCACAACAGCAACAAACUCAGCAACAACAGCAACGUAUUGUGACUGGUAAAACAACACAGAAGUCAGGUGGUAUAACAACGCCUUCAGAAGUGUCCCAAAGUACUGCAAUCAGUGAUAGGCCUAAAGCUAAGCCAGUUUCCAAGAAGGAUGGAAAGAUUUUGCGUAAGACCACAACACAAUCAACAGCAGCCACUCCACUGCAACAACCAUUGUUUAGGCAAAACCAAAUGGUAUCCAUUUACAAUAACUUGCCCAUGCUAAUUACAAAUGAAGCCACACCGAGUCUCCAAACCCAACAAGCCAUUAUGAAUCAUAUGGUGUUUGCCGCCCAACAGCAUCAACAACAGCAGCAGCAACAACAAAUCGCUUUAGAUGUUGUUAACGAUGCUCAAGUAGUGACACAACAACAACAGCAGCAGCAGCCGCAACAACAGGGUGUUAUUGCUUUAAGUAAUUCACCAGCAUCACCGUUAGCUUCUCCUUCUUCGGGAGCCAACGCAAUAUGUGAUCCACAAUUGCAACAGUUUAUGGAAAUACAAUCAGCGGAAGAUAUGCACCAGCAGCCAGAAAACGAGCAAACGGCACAAGAAAUACAAGAGGCUUUAGAUGCAGCUCUCUCCGAUUCCAAAUUAGCUGUUACCGAUUCCCUAAAUGCUCUUAGCAAAGCUAAUGCAGCGGCAGCCGCUGCAGCUGUGGCCAAAGCAUGUGGCCUUAAUCCAGCCGAACAGCAAGAAUGCCUUAAAAAACUCCAAGAGGGUUGGCAGAUUGUAGACUUACGCCAGCGCAUAUUCCAUAAACAACCAAAGUCUCCUACAGAAACACCACCUGACAAACAAAUUAUUGAUAUAACCAAUUUGGGAAAUGAAUUGGACUCUGGUGAGACCGAUGCUAAUAAUGAAAUGAAAAAUUUAGCUACACUUUGCACAGCUGCUGCACAAGCAGCUGCAGUUAAUGUCACAGCAGGGGAGUCGGAUAUCAAAGACUCCGGCAAAAUGACAGUUGACAACAGCAAGGGCAGCAGCAAGAAACAACGCAAGCUAUCCAAGAAAGAGAAACUAUCACAACAAGAUGGUCUAGAAUUAUGUCGUUUACCAGAACCUGUAAAGGAUAACUACAAAGAAGAACGUCGAAAUUCGGUUGACGAUAGACAAUCUUUAACCUCCGAAGUAUGUCACGCAGAAGAUGAUGUCAACUCCUCGGAUCUUGAACAUCAGGAAGAGGAUUCAUGUAAAUCUAUACAAGAACUGGAUGACACACAAUUACAAUUGAAAUCACCUACUAAAGGCAUUAAACCAAUUUCACAGCGUUUAGAGAAUCUAAUACUUUCGAAUGCUCCCCUUAAGCCAGGAGAUUUGUCUCAAGCGUUUACCGAUUUGCGGCAAGAAAUUGGAGCCGAUGUUCUUACUGUAUUCCCGCAAAAUAUGAAUUUAAAAUUUGCCGGCAAUACAGCCCUGAGCAAUGCCCUGCAACAACACUUGGCUGCGGUUAAACAGCAAAUUGGUGAUGUAACUGAAGAUUCUGGCGACGGUAUGUUACAAGUUGGUGGUGACAAUGACUCAUCUAUUGCUGCUCAAAGUAACGAACAACAACUAGUCUAUCCCUCAUCUAUGGAUGCUGAAACCUUGGAACAAUUUGCUAAUGCUGCUGCACAGGCUAACAAUAAUAAUAAUAACGAUAAUAAUUCGGUAGUCGCUACUGGUGGCGUUCAAGAUCAAGUAGUGGGAGUCUCAGGUGAACAGACUGAGGAGGGUAUGCGAGAAGAAAUGUAUGAUAUUGAAGUGGAAAUGGAUGACUUUUUCCAUGUCAUACACAAUGUUCAUGAUCCUGCUUUACAAGAAUUUGCUAGCAAUUUAAAUUGUGGUGAACUAGCAGACUUUGGUAUUAAUUCGAUCUGCAAGACUCGCUGGAAUGGCAAUUGGGCUUUGACUCCAAAGUGGACUAGUCAAGAUCAAUUGAUAAGUGCCGCUGCUGCGGCGCACCAUCAACAGCAACAACAACAGGGUCUUUUAGCAACAAACGAAGAACAACAGCAGCAACAGGAACAACAAAGACAGGCUAAUCAAUUAUUGUUGGACUAUCAAUUGCAACAACAGUUACAGCAAAGAUUUGCUGAUGCCGAUGAAAUGCAAAUGCAGCAACAUCAACAUCAGCAAACUACGUUGUCGUUGAUACCCUUUUCACCUGAAGAUGCUGCUGCCGCCUCCGCAGCUGCUGCUGCAGUACAACAACAACAGCAACAAUUACAAACACUGCCUACAGCUACGUCAGCUGCCAACACAGUGGCUGAAUACCAAUUGCAGCAGCAACAACAACAACAGCACCAGCAACACACCCAACAUCAUGGUUUAGAUCAAGAACUUAAACAGCAUAUACAACAACUACACCAGCAACAGCAAACCAAUGUGCGCUUGUUAAAAGCCGUUGCAGCUGCAGCUGCUAAUCAGCAGCAACAACAGCAACUUACUACUAAUCAGCAACAGCAAAAUGUAACAAACAAUAAUAACAAUAACUUUGUUUUCAAUGUUGAUGGUUGUGGUGGUGUAGGCUCUACUGUAUCCGACAAGUCUUCACAAUCUUUACAGUUAUUAUUCCAAUUACCACCUACUGUUCAACAGCAGCAGCAACAACAAGACGAUGUUGCUGCCACAGCUCAACAACUACAGCACUUAAAAUUACAUCACCAAGAACUGCAAGAUCAGCAAAAACAACAGCAGCAACAGUUAAAGUUAUUGCAGCAACAAGAGCAAGAUUUGUCACAAACAACUGCUGAAAGUUUAAUGCAACAACAGCAGCAACAGCAACAAACCACCUUAGAACAAGUGGCACAAAAUAAUCUCUUAUUGCAACAGCAGGCCGCUUUAGCUCAACAAGUACUCAAUCAGCAGGUUUUAAAGCAAAAGCAACAACAAUUGUUAAUGCAGCAGCAGCAGCAACAAUCGACACAGGUUCAAGUUUCUACACAGACCCAAUCCUCUGUUGUGGUGCCACAUCCAAAUGCUGUACAAGUUCAAACAUCACGUGGUGUUACCAAUCAGUUUUGUCCUACACUCUCAACUAUGGCUGCCGCGGUUGAUGUCGGUUUGGGUAGUGUUUGUGCUCUAACGCCCCAACAACAACAGCUACAACAACAGCAGCAACAACAGCAGCAACAACAUCAAACUUCGCUUGAACAACAAAUGCUAGCAGCUGCCGGUGUACUUGGCGUAACACAACAUCAACAACUGCCUGUACCAGCACCAUUGACAGCAGCCUUAAAUCAGGUUGUGGCCAAUGCAUCGUCGGUUAUGCCACCCCAGGCAUCCACCAGUUCUGGUAGUAGCAAAAUGCCCGGUGGUAUUGCUAAAAAGGUAAUCGACAAACAGUCUCGUAAGGAACGUAAUCGUUACUCAUUGCUACGUUCUGCAGCCGGUAGUCAAGCUAAUGCUGCCGCUCAACAGCAAUAUCAACAAACAGUUGCCGCGACUACUGCCUUAGACAAAACCAUCGAUGUAGAUUCCGAAACCGAUUCCAAUCAUGACACAGCUCUUACUCUCGCUUGUGCCGGUGGACAUGAGGAAUUAGUUGAGUUACUUAUUAAUCGUGGUGCAAAUAUAGAGCACCGCGAUAAGAAGGGUUUUACACCAUUGAUUCUGGCAGCGACUGCGGGUCAUGAGAAAGUUGUAGAUAUUCUACUUAAAUAUGGAGCUGAUUUGGAGGCACAAUCUGAACGUACUAAGGAUACACCACUAUCGUUGGCCUGUUCAGGAGGACGUUAUGAAGUUGUAGAGCUAUUAUUGGGCAUAGGAGCGAAUAAAGAACAUCGCAAUGUUUCCGAUUAUACACCAUUGAGUUUGGCUGCUAGCGGUGGCUAUGUGAACAUCAUAAAGUUAUUGCUUAGUAAUGGGGCUGAGAUUAAUUCACGUACUGGCAGUAAAUUGGGCAUAUCACCGCUAAUGUUAGCCGCCAUGAAUGGUCAUACGGCAGCGGUGAAAUUGCUGUUAGAUCAGGGUUCGGAUAUUAAUGCUCAAAUUGAGACCAACCGUAAUACUGCUUUAACCUUGGCCUGUUUCCAAGGUAGACAUGAGGUGGUGAGUUUGUUGUUAGAUCGUAAAGCCAAUGUCGAACAUCGCGCUAAAACUGGUCUAACGCCCCUCAUGGAAGCCGCUUCGGGUGGAUAUAUAGAAGUUGGACGUGUUCUGCUAGACAAGGGAGCUGAUGUUAAUGCUGCGCCAGUACCCACCUCAAGAGACACAGCCUUAACUAUAGCCGCCGAUAAGGGUCACUUAAAAUUCGUAGAACUACUGUUGGCUCGUGGAGCUGCAGUGGAAGUAAAGAAUAAAAAGGGCAAUUCACCGCUUUGGUUGGCUGCCCAUGGUGGUCACUUGAGCGUCGUUGAUAUAUUAUACAACCAUAAUGCCGAUAUAGAUUCACAAGACAAUAGACGUGUCUCCUGUUUAAUGGCCGCUUUCCGUAAAGGCCACACCAAGACAGUCCGUUGGAUGGUACAAUAUGUCACUCAGUUUCCUUCCGAUCAAGAAAUGAACCGAUUCAUAAGUACCAUAAGUGAUAAGGAACUGUCAGAGAAAUGCUACGAUUGCAUGAAAAUUAUAAGAGCGGCAAAAGAGGCACAAGCCGUUAAGGCCAACAAAAAUGCUUCGAUACUCUUGGAGGAAUUGGAUAUGGAGAGAACACGUGAAGAAAGUAGGAGAGCUGCUGCUGCUCGUCGUCGUGAGCGCAAAAAGAAGAAGAAAAUGGAAAAGAAAGAAGAAAAACGCCGCCAAAUGGAAGAAGCCACCGGUGGCUCGAGCAAUCAGCAAGAACAGGAUGAUAAAGAUUCCGAGAAAGAUGAGGAUUCUGAUCACGAAGACAACAAUGCCGCCGAUGAAGAUGACGACCAACAAAAUCCUCAAAAUUAUCGUGAAGAAGGUGACUCUGGUAUAGAUCAAGGUUCAUGCUCCAGCACCGAUAUAAAGGCUUCAGCUGGAAAUUCACAAAACAAUGACAAGUCUGUUGGAGGUGGUGGCAGUGUAGGAGGUAAAAAUAAAAACAAAAAGAAAAACAAACAACAGAAUACUCGCAACAGUAGUCCUGUUGUAGAAGAACCUCAAAUUGUCCAACCUGCCCCAGCUACAAAGCAACAACAACAGAACAAUAAAAAGAAAGAUGAUAAUAGCAACUCAAAGGCUGUCUCUAAUAGUAACAAGAAGAAUGCUGCCGAACAAAAUACUUUAGCUGCAAAAACUCAAAGUAAUAAUAACAACAACAAUACAAAUGCCAGCAACAAGAAAUCGGAACAUCAACACAAGAAGGAAGAAGUUAUUAAUAACAACAAUACUUCAUUGAAUGCUGCAUCUAACACCAAUACAACAACAACCGGCAACAAAAAGAAAGAAUCAAAUAAACAAAAGGAAAAAGAAAACUUGGCACCCAAAGAAUUAACAGCCGCAGGAACGGCUCAGUAUCAAGCAAUUCCACAAACAACACAAACAAAUAGCCACAGUCAUAUUCAUAAUAAUAAACAGCAACAACACACCCAUGUUCAGCAACAAGCAACCAACAACAAUAAAUCGGAAACAUCUUCCGCUGGUAAUCGUAAAUCACUAAUAUUCUCUGCUUCAAAGACGGCUGAGGAGAAUAACAAACGUGACAUGGAAUCUAUUGCCUCCACUACGUUGGGUUCGACUACGUCAAACAAUAAGCCUCAACCAGCCUCAAGUGCACCCAAGAGAGGAGAAGACGGCUGGAAAGAAGUUGUACGCAAAAGUUCAACACAACAAUCUACCACUGCGUCUGUAGCAUCUGGUUCCGCUUCUAGUAAUACUUCUGCAUCAACAGCGGUUAACAGCAAAGAGUCCACGUCCAGUACUUCAACUAACCUCUCUUCCUCGUCUAAUUCUUCCUCGUCUACGACCAUAACCGUACCUGGAGUCUCGACAACUACAACCGUUACAUCAACAGCCCCUGAAAUGACUUGCAAAAAGGUACAAGUUCCCGUCAAUGCCAUUUCCCGUGUAAUUGGUCGCGCUGGCAGCAACAUCAAUGCCAUACGAGCCACUACUGGAGCCCACAUUGAAGUAGAGAAACAGGGCAAAAAUCAAUCCGAACGUAGUAUAACCAUCAAGGGUCUUACAGAAGCUACCAAACAGGCUCAUAUGUUGAUUUUAGCUCUAAUCAAGGAUCCUGAUGUGGAUAUAUUACAAAUGUUACCACGUAUUAACACUACAAUUAAAGCUUCAGUGGUACCUCCUGCGUCGACCACUCCACCAUCUUCAAUUUCAACUAUGCAAGUAGGAACAUGGGAUAAUAAAACAGCUUUGCAGUCCACCAGCGGCGGACAAAGUAGUAAUAUGUCUUCAGGAUCGUCAACAACAUCGUCUGCGUCGUCUACGCCCGGCACUAAUCUAAACUCGAAAACAACUGGAAAUUUGAAUUCCAAAUCGAAUACGAAGUUGCAAGGAGGUGUAGGUGCAAAUCAAAAUAAAUCUGCCAUAGGAAGAACACAGCCCUCUAAACCUUUCUAUGCCCAGCAAACACUCACAUCUGGCCGUGGCUCAGGCGUAGGUGCAGCCUCUAACAACAGCAAUCAAAUAAAACAUAAAGACCUUAAUAGUAAGGGUUUGUCGGGACCUGCUUUCAGUCAGAAAUCUGCUGGAGCUCCAGGAGGCAAAACAUCUGUAACUAAUUUUGGAGGAUCUGGAGUAAACACUCAAACAUUUGCCGCAAAGCUGCUAACAGGUGGCGCCUCUACUUCAACUUUAACUGGCAACAAUGCGUCUCCUACUAAGAAGUCGGAAUUAGGAGGUUUGCAAAGAUCGGGAAUAACAGCCCCAUAUGGUCGCGGUAAACCAGUACCCAGCUCAAUAAUACCCUCUUUGGGAAGUGUAGGAGUUUUAAGCCAAAACAAUAAUACACUAUCCGGUCCCAUAGGAACAUUUAAUGUAGCCGAGGCUGCUGCUGCAGUGGCAGCGGCAAAUGCCGCAGCAGCUCAAGCAGCGAAUCAUAAUGCAGCUUCUUCGAACACUACGGCGCGUUCUGUGACACCAAUAGGUCCUCCAAAUAAACAGCGAGCUUCAACACCCACAGCUCAACAACAAUCAGCGGGACAUACUAAUAAUAACGUUACUAUACAAGCAACACAAUCUAUGCAACAGCAACAAAAUUUGCACAUUAAUACUGGCAACCUAGGUGACAGCGUUAUUCCGGCUGGAGGAUCAGCACCAUUAGCUACACCUGGUAGCUUUGGAGCACAACUGGCAGCCAAGAUAAGCAGUGAAUAUUCUCUCUUUAAUGAUUAUCAUCAGUCGCAAUGGGGUAGUGCAGAUAAUUCACAAAACUACCCUAAUCCCAAUGCUUUAGUUAAUGAUAAUGUACCUCAAGCUGAUGCUUCAAAGGCUCCUGGUUACAACCGCAACAUACUGAGUUCUCCUGUGGGAAGUUCUAAAGCUUCCAACUCCAGCACACCACCGGGAAGUGUUACUACAACCAAUCUCAAUGUAUCCUCACAACAAACUCUAACUAUUUUGCCCGAGACUGGUGUAGCUCCUAUAGGAUCUGCAACAUCGCAGGCAGCAAGAUCACCAGCAGGAAUAUCUGUAGCUGGAAAUGAUUUGACACCACCAUCAGAUGCUAAUGCCGGUCAGGGUGCACCACAGCAACAAGAUACUAGUGCUAUAUCUCCUAAUGUUAUUAAACCACCAGGGGCCAUAGGUCAAACAAGUAAUGCAACAUGUCCUUCAACACAGCAACAACAAGCAAAUACUGGAAAUAUAUCACAACCACCACCCAGUGGUUUGGCUAUACAAAGACCUCAGACUAGUGGCCAACAUAGAGCGAGUGCCUCCAAUAAUUCUACACAACAAUCUCCGCCAUCGGCACAGCCCAACAUAACAGAUAAUUCAGGAAAUACACUAAAUUUUGGUCCAAUAGGUCCCUCAAACUCAUUGAAUCGUGGCAAUAAUCCCGCAGGAGCUAUAGGUGAACAAACACGUUUUUACGAUCCCACUAAUCAAAUGAAUGUUGCUGUGCCCAUGGGCUUCCAAAUUGAUCCCAGUCUUAUGCAACAGCAGGGUUACAAUUCGGCCAACUCUAGACUCAAUCCAAGAGCUUCGGUAUUUGGCGGACAACAACAGCCGGGCAAUAAAUCACAAACACAAUCAUCACAAGCCUUGGCUUCAGCCUUGUACCACCAACAGCAACAAGCACCAUCUCAACAGAAUCAACAAGGAAAUGUCUUCAAUGCUACACCUGGAAAACCCCCAAAUGUUGGCCAGAACUUAGCACCGCAACGGCCACAAUCUCAACCUCAGGCUGGACAAACACAAAAUCAACGUUGGUAUGGUACCGACUAUUCUGGCAUGGCUACAGCCGGCGGUUAUGUACCUCCUUCAACCAGAGACAUAUUAAAUCUGGAGAAUGGGUCAACUGGUGGUUUGGGAGGUGCUGGUGCCAAUUCACCAGCUGCCAUGUCACCCAGUCAGGGUGGCAAUGUUAAUGCCAACAAUCCUGCUGGACUUCUACAAACACCUCCUCAAAUUCCAGGUCAACAAUCAGCCGAUGAUAUGCGCAAAAUACCCAGACCUAUUGGUACAGAAAGAGCAUCAUGGAAAUACAAUAACUAUCCAGGUAUGGCAAAUAUGGGCAUGGGCGUAGGAGGUUUAGCUGGUGCGGUUGGUUUAGCAACAACGGAUGAUAAUUUGGCUGCUAUGACAGCAGCUGCAGCUGGUAUGCCAGGUGCUGGUAUACCAACUGGUCCAUUGCCACCAUGGCUUUUGGGUACCGCCGAUAAGCAAGCAGCAGCCGCUGCCGUACAACAGCAACAACAACAGCAUCAACAGCAUUCGAAUUGGAUGAAGCAGCAGUAUCGUUACUACAAUCAAGGUGCAGCUGGUGCCGGUACCAUCGGCGGUUUAACAGGUCUUGGCGGUCCGGCCGAUUACCAUCAUCAACAAGAUCAAUUUCAUAUGGCUUUGGAUUAUCAUAACACUAUGCCACCACCAAAUUUGAAUCAGAAUCAACCAAUGAAUCUUAUACCUACUUACACAACUUAUCCACAUUUCUUGGGUCAUGUUGGUGGCAAUGAUAUGUCUCAUAUGCCGGAAAAGAUCGAAUUGUGGGAUCAUCAUGAUAAACAUACUUGGACCAGCAAUUGGACCAAUUGAUGAAGCAAACGUAAAAUCAGCCAGUGAAUCUUGAAAAAUGUAAAAGAAAAAGCAACUAUAAAUUAACUACAAUUUAAAAAGAAAAGCGUUGCUCACUGUUUCAACAUAAACCAGACACUGCUAAAACAACAAGGAGCUAAUUAAGAAAAAAACACAAUUGUCUAUCACUUUCUAUCUCUCUCUCUAAACUAUGAAGUUUUUUGAUUUUGGAAACAUAAAAACAAAAAAAAAAAAUUAAAUACUACCAAGAAUAAUAUUUAUAAAAUAUUAUUAUUAAUUAAUUAAUUAAUUACUCGUACUACUCUUCAAUACAAGUUAAAAAAAUAUAUAUAUUUUUUGGAUUAAGCUUAAACAAAAAACAUAAAAAAAACACUACACAAAAUAUUUGAAAUGAAUUAAAACAAAAGUUAUAAUACAAGAGAUCUUAUUGCAAAAAGUAAAUGAUUUAAUGAAUGAA